CACACCUCUCACUAACAAGCAGUUCACCAUGGAUAAAUAUGAAGCUACAAAGGUAGUGUUGUCAAGGAUCCAAACUUUGGAUCCAGAAAACGCCUCAAAAAUCAUGGGUUACAUACUGAUACAGGACCAAGGAGAGAAAGAGAUGAUAAGAUUAGCAUUUGGCCCUGAAACCCUUUUGGUCUCCCUCAUCAAUCAAGCCAAAACUUACUUAGGACUUCCGUCUAACAGUUCAUCUACACCUUCCACUCCCUCCUCUGCUUCACCUUUCAACCCCAUAUCAAACCCCAAAAGACCCAACCUAUUUCAACAAUCUUCCCCCAGAAUCGUCAUUCCCACCAAUGGGUUUCAUGUAAACCCAUCUUCACCUUCAUCUCCUUGGUCUGGUUCCUCCUUUCUUGACCACCAUAGAAGCCCAAGACCAGCCUCUUCUCUCUCUUAUGCUGCUGUUGUUAAUGGAACAUGCAACAACCCUUCUGGGUCUUUCUCAUCUGGUUCUAGCCCUCCACUUCCACUACCAUUUUACAAUAACAGUAGUGAUCUAGAUAGAGAGUAUAACGAUCUUCAUGGUCAAGAUCAGUUGUCAUUUCUCGAUGAGCCUUCUUCGAAGAGUGUUGAUUUUCUCGAUCCUUUAAUGAGUCCAAGUGGUCGGAGUGACUCAAUUGUGUUCCCAUACGGGCGUAGUGGUAGAAAUUGGGUGGAUUCUGGGAGUUGUGGGGACACUCACCACCACCAACUUCAUAGAAGGAGUUGUUCGGUGAGUGAUGUGUUUCUUGGUGGUAAUGGGUCUGAAGAUGGUGGAAUUGGGUUUGGUUGGAGGCCAUGCAUGUACUAUGCUAGAGGCUUUUGCAAGAAUGGGAGCAAUUGUAAGUUCUUGCAUGGUGGGUUCUCUGAUUUACCCGAUGGUACUGGUGCCAUUGUUGGUUCUCCUAGCAAAGUUGAUGGGUUUGAUGAAUUGCUCAGAAUGAAGGCUAUCCAGCAGCAGAGAUUAGUCGCCGCGGCGCAACUCAUGGCCCCUGGGGCUCAUACUUUCCCAUACAACAAAUGCAUGAACUUCCUCAAUGAUAACCAGAGAUCUGCGGCAGCAGCACUAGUAAUGGGGGAAGAAUUUCAUAGAUUUGGUCGGUGCUUACCUGAAAGAAAUGAAUUUGCGGCAAUGGGAUUGAGUGGAAAUGCAAAUUCAAGCUCACGACAAAUUUACUUGACAUUUCCUGCUGAGAGUACCUUUAAGGAAGAGGAUGUUUCGAAUUACUUUAGUAUGUAUGGACCGGUGCACGAUGUUAGGAUUCCGUAUCAACAUAAGCGGAUGUUUGGAUUUGUUACGUUUGUCUAUCCUGAGACUGUGAAGCACAUUUUGGCAAAAGGGAACCCUCAUUUCGUUUGUGAUUCGCGUGUGCUUGUUAAGCCCUACAAGGAGAAGGGAAAAAUACCAGACAAGAAGCAGCAGCAGCAGCAGAUGGACAGAGGAGAGUUUUCAGCGUGUUUAAGCCCUUCUGGGCUCGAUUCUAGAGAGCCUUAUGAUCUUCCCUUUGGAGGAAGGAUGCUCUACAAUACUCAAGAUAUGAUGUUAAGAAGAAAAUUGGAGGAGCAGGCUGGAUUGCAGCAAGCCAUUGAACUCCAAGGCAGAAGACUAAUGAAUUUGCAACUUAUGGACAUGAAGAAUCAUCAUAGUCAUCACGUUCAAUCGCUUUCUGUUCCCAUUUCAACACCAACUCAAUCGCAUUCUCAAAUCAAUCAAGGUGUGGGGCUUCCAUCUAAUGGCAUCAAUCAAGAAGUCCCUGAAGCCGAUCAGAAGAUGCCACAGGAUGUUAAUGAACUUUGCAAUAGUGGUGGUGAAAAUGGCAAUGGCAAGGAGGAAGGCUCCAACCUUGAAGACUGUGAUUUCCGCGAAAGCUUGGAGCACAUCCUUCCUGACAACCUCUUUGCAUCUCCUACAAAAGCAGCUGCUGGCAAUCAGUCUAUCUUCUCCACAGCUCCGGUAGAAGCUGAUAAUAACUCACAAUAACAUCUUCUAAAAGUAUCCCAAUGCUGCCCACCUGUUCCACCCUCAAAAAGUUGAGUAGCAUAUGUAAGGAGGUGAAGUCCUGUAGCUGUAUAGCCAAACCAUACCCACAACAAAAGAAAAGAUCUGUAAGGAAGAUCCCCUCAGAGAUUAUUGUCAUCAUGAAUACAAUACUACUACUUACAACAAAUACAUAAUGCAUACGUAAAGGACAGAUGAACUGAUUUACGGUAGUGGGGUCCCUUAUGUCUAUUUUGUACCCUCUUUGUAGUCGUGUGUUUGGACCACACAGAACAAUAGGAUAACAAACAAAGGCUAGCAGUAGUAUCUUUUAUUUUAUAUGUGCAUGUUCUCACUUUUCUCUUCUUUUUAUUUCCUUUUUUUGCAUCCCUCCA
This is a messenger RNA of Ilex paraguariensis (yerba mate), 2394 nucleotides long. The record is from the annotation of a GenBank genome assembly. NCBI's taxonomy places the organism in Eukaryota, Viridiplantae, Streptophyta, Magnoliopsida, Aquifoliales, Aquifoliaceae.